GAAAACACUAUUUGCAUAAGUGUCCAUAAGCAGCUGUGGAAAAAAUAGCAUUCUAAAUCUAACGAAUUYGGAUGCCGCGCAAGCUCACAGACACAAACCAUCUGCCAAAGCCGGGAAAAGAAAAUUGAACACGAGGCCGACAUUCUACAUGAUCUGGAAAAAAUGGCACAAAAUAUCCUAGAAAAGUUYCAACCCGAAGAGAUUAAGCGCUUAGAAGAUGCAUUUAGAGAGAGUCACCACCCAGAUACUUUAUCAUUAAGGUUUUUGGCCGCUGAAAUUGGAAUCCCUAACGACGAAGUAGAGAAAUGGUUCGAGGCAAGGUUGUCAAAAUGGCGAAARGACGAGGGAUUCAUUCCAAUUGCAGAAAGAGCAGCAUUCUUAACCAAUCCUCAGAAUAAUUCUGUCAAAAAUAGCAAAUGAGAGUCAUGGAUUUAAAACGCACUUCAAUUGUACACUUUAAAUAAUCUUCGACGUUUAAUCAUCGCAAAAAUGAUAAUAUAAACCUGGAAUAUUAAACGUGCUUACAAAAUAAGCAAAAUAUACGUACUAUAUUUAGACAAACUCUGAUAUACUUGGAGGAUUUUCAAUGUAUUUAAGUUAAGGGAAUAGUACAACGUAUGGAAAAAAAGGAUAAAAUAAGACGACACCAUGAGCUGGCUUAGGGAAAAAAURAUUUUUAUCAAAUUUUGUAUCGAACCAAAUGAUUGAAGGCCUCGAAUUUUAAAGUAUGACGGUUUUAUGGCGCCCUGUACUAGUAUCUAUGGCCAUCUUUUCUAACUGYUUUGAAACCGCGAAAAAAUAUUCCAUUUAUUAAGAGAUCUAAUUUGAAUAAAGUUUAGUGCUAGCCUUGUA
Actinia tenebrosa (Australian red waratah sea anemone) is the source of this 852-nucleotide messenger RNA. RefSeq names its product homeodomain-only protein. NCBI's taxonomy places the organism in Eukaryota, Metazoa, Cnidaria, Anthozoa, Actiniaria, Actiniidae. Gene Ontology annotation, cellular component: nucleus. Gene Ontology annotation, molecular function: DNA binding; DNA-binding transcription factor activity, RNA polymerase II-specific. The record is from RefSeq and is a predicted model, not a curated record. Gene Ontology annotation, biological process: cell differentiation; regulation of transcription by RNA polymerase II.